GUCUUCAACAAUCAGAUUGCACUUGAUCCCAACGCUAUAGCACCUUCCAAAGCUGCUAGACGAUCCAUAGAUUUUUAGAAUGGCUUCGACCACGGUUGACUUGAAAAUUUGCCGCAUCGUCAUUAUGUAGAAAUAGAACUGGUCAACUAUCCCAACGCGAUAAUGCCGUCAAAAGCUGCUGCAGCAUCAAGAAGACCGUCUGCAGGCCGUGAUGGUGGUUGUAGGAUGCUGUUACAUCGAGAUCUCGUAUUCUCGGCGUGGUAGCGGACGAAGGAUCGCAAGCGCCACCGCCGUGAUACGACAUGGAUGUGCUACUGUACGUACCUGCAUAAGUGCUAAAACGGCCCUCAAGCGAGCCCGAGGGCGGAGAAAGGGUCAACGAACGUAUUCACCUUUACGAGUGAGAUACAGCUAGUAUUAGGCUGCAGUAGCAGAUACUGUCGCUGGCAAGCAUUCACC
Baudoinia panamericana UAMH 10762 is the source of this 459-nucleotide messenger RNA. RefSeq lists its product as uncharacterized. Lineage: Eukaryota; Fungi; Ascomycota; Dothideomycetes; Mycosphaerellales; Teratosphaeriaceae. The record is from RefSeq and is a predicted model, not a curated record. The transcript has a single exon. Bases 212 to 415 code for a protein of 67 amino acids.